UGCAGCAAUAUUACAGCAUUUAGCAAACCUUUGCGGUUGUCACGUUGUUGCGUGCUCUUUGCACACCAGUCACAAUGCGAUACGUCUGAUAGUCAUUGAAAAAUAUUUGAAAAAUCAGAGUCAUUGUAGAAAACACUGGGAUAAAGAGGCUGACACGCUAGCCGGUGUGUGUGUGUGUGGAGGAGACUACUGUGAGAGUUUACGGGACGGAAGGCUUUGAAGCUUGCUGUGGUGCAACACCAUGAGGGCGUGUAAGAACUGCGGCAGCACAGAUGUCGAUGUGGAUCAGGCGCGUGGAGAUGCCGUCUGUAUGGGCUGCGGCUCGGUGCUGGAGGACAACAUCAUCGUGUCUGAGGUGGAGUUUGUGGAGACGGGAGGCGGAGGGUCGCUGGCUGUUGGACAGUUUGUUUCCUCAGAAGGUGCAGGUCCAAACCCAUCUUUUGGAGACGGUCACAUCACAGGAGUGGGGAGGGAGUCCAGAGCUCAGACGCUGCAGAGAGCAAAACAGGCCAUCAACACUCUUGGUCACCAGCUGCAGAUGAACAAGCACUGUCUCGAUACGGCCUUUAACUUCUACAAGAUGGCGCUAAUGAAACACCUGACCCGUGGACGCAAAUCCUCCCAUGUCAUUGCCGCCUGUCUCUACAUGGUCUGCCGUACAGAGGGAACACCACACAUGCUGCUGGAUCUCAGUGAUCUCGUGCAGGUGAACGUGUACGUGUUGGGGAAAACUUUCCUUGUACUGGCCAGAGAACUUUGCAUCAACGCCCCUGCAAUAGACCCGUGCCUGUACAUUCCCCGCUUUGCUCAGCUGUUGGAGUUUGGAGAAAAAAAUCAUGAAGUCUCAAUGACGGCGAUGAGGCUGGUGCAGAGGAUGAAGAGGGACUGGAUGCACACAGGGAGAAGGCCGUCAGGACUCUGUGGAGCAGCUCUUCUUGUUGCUGCUCGUAUGCACAACUUUCGUCGAACCCUCAAAGAAAUUGUCAGCAUUGUAAAAGUGUGUGAAAGCACGCUACGAAAAAGAUUGACAGAGUUUGAGGACACGCCCACUAGUCAACUGACCAUCGAAGAGUUCAUGAAGGUGGAUCUUGACCAGGAGUGUGACCCUCCCUGCUUUAAAGAAGGUCUAAGGAAGAAAAAAGCACAGCAGCUGGAGAUUGAGCUGAAGAAAAAGAUGGGUGAUGUUGAAGAUGAAAUUCAAAGCUACCAGGAUGAAAUCGAUGCAGAGCUGGAGAGCUGUAGACCCAAACUUAGAGGAGUUUAUGCUGCCUACUCUAAAGAAAGUGCAGGACAGAACGACUGUGAAAAUGACAACGGCGACAUCCUCUCUACAUCCUCCAAGAUGGAGGACAUUGAGGAACACCAAGAGGGAGAUGAGCUUCAGGCGGUGGCCAAGCACUUUGGCAAAGAACUCGAAGAAAUCACACUAGAGGCUCUGAUCAAACUAGAGCAAACGAGACCAGAGGGGCAAGAGGGGGACCAGGAGCAGGAGGACGUCCCGAAGCGAAUGGGCCCAUCGCUGGCGUCCAUCCUGGGCAAGAUGCCCACAGCAGCCACUCUCGGUCUCAAUGAGUCCAUCAGCAGCUGCAUCAAUAAUGAAAAGGAGAAUGAUGGUGCUGCUGACAGCGGGGAGCUGGACCUGAGCGGAAUCGAUGACAAAGAGAUAGAGCUGUACUUGUUGAGCGACAAAGAAAUCCAAAUCAAGACGGCGCUGUGGAUGGCAGAAAACUCCGACUACCUCAAAGAGCAGAAAGAGAAGGAGGCAAAGAUAGCGAAGGAGAAGGAGCUGGGGAUCUACAAAGAGAAGAAGCCCAGAGGACCGAGCAAAAAGCGCCAGCCAAUCCGAGCCAACACCGCAGACGAGGCCAUCGAGAAGAUGCUGGAGCAGAAGAGGAUCUCCACAAAGAUCAACUACGACGUCCUGAAAGACCUCAACGUCAAGUCUGGUGCCAGCCCGGCUCGUACAGACGAUACUCCAAAGAAAGAACCGACUGCUUCGAAACUGACCCCACGAAACCGCAAACCUGCUCGAGCUCCACUCAGCCUCAGCACGCCACUCAGCACCCUGGGAAAAAGGCUGCAGCCGUUCAUCAGUGGACAGCCCAACAAGAAGCCCACCUUGGAGCAGGUUGCCAACUCCAACCCCCUGCCGCUGCCCAUGGGAGCCCCCGUCAGCAAUGUGGUGGUGGAGAGCGGGCCGGUCGUGUACGAUGAUGCGGUUGCUGAUGAGGAAGACGAAGACGAGGAGGAGCCUUGUGUCAGCGCCAUGGACCUGAUGGGCGGAAACGAUUACGGCUUUGAUGGAGAUUACGACGAUGGAUUCUAGCUGAGGUCUUCUCUGGCAUAUUAUCCCCAAACUUUGGACCAUUCUGAAUCCUCAAGUGUAUCAAAUGUUUACUUCCAGAAACAUAAGAUAGCCGCUGCUAUAAAGGAAUACCUAGAUAUCAUACAGGUGGAAGAAUUUCCAUCGGAUCCGUAUGGGACGUGUGUGCAAAGAAAGAACAGCAUUGGAGAAAUCUCAGUACUUGAACCAUUUGGUAUCCCAUGUGGCUAAUGUGAUGCUUAUAAACUGACAGAGGUGCAGAAGUGGAAUUUAGGCUAUAAGUGUAUUUAAAAGUGUUGUUUUCAGGCAGCUUGUAGAGAUACAACUGCAGAAUCAAAGGUAGCAACUGCUGCAGUUAGCAUUGGUUUGUUAAUUUAUAAGACAGAGGCUGUUAAUAUAGAAACUGAGCUUAAAGCUGUCUUUAAAUGGCUUCAAAAACUGGACAUUUCUGUGGUAUUACCAGCAUUAAAACCUUAGAUGAAAGAGUUCAGUAAGGAUGAAAUUUACACUAAAAUAUAUGUAAUGCUGGACAGAGUACAAUUAUAGUUCUAAAGAACCAGAGGACUUUUUUGCUGUUUUUUUCCCUGAAUUUUCAAAUACCAGAACAGUUAUGAAGCUUUAUCAUCAUACUGAUAUGCAACGCGAAUAUACUACAAAAUUUGGCGAGGCAGGCCAAGACAAUUUUUAAACAUUUAAUUAUUAUUGAAGAUAUCAGGGACCACAGACAUAAGGAUAGUUUCAAACAAUUUUUAUUCUCAUAAUCCUCCAAACGUGCAAACUAGAUGAGGCCUUGAGACCGCGCACUUGCUGCUUGUAGGAAAGACCUCACAGUGAGGAUUGCUCAGAAAUGAGAUCUCAUUGAAACUUGUGUGAUCGAAUGUGACUGAAAAGGAAAAAUUCAAGACAGUCUGGCAGACGUCUCUGACUGUUACUGUAAGAGACCAUGUUGUCAGAAUGAAAUUGUCGGAAUUUGCAAGUGCAACAUAUUUCAAGUUUGAAUUUUUUUUAAAUCCAACUUUAUUUAUAAACAAAGUCUGGCAGUUAGAGUCAUAAAAUAAUUACAUUGAAAACAUUACAGGCUAAGCUACAUUACAUAAAUGAAACAGAAAAAAGGUCAGACCCAGGGUGAAUUUAUGUGUAGAUCCUUUUUAGAAGUAGAUAGGCCAACAGGGACUGAUUUUAGCUUUGUUAGCUUUAAGCUAACAAAGCCAAGUUAGCUCUGUAGUUAACAUUACUGUGUAAGCCAGUGUAACUCACUUAGCUUUAGCAAUGUAAGCUAUUAAGCAAACAAAGCCAAAGCUAACAUAGCUAUGUAAGCUACAUAGAUAACUUAGCUACAUAGCUUAUGUGGCACAAUAGCUUUGUAGCUUCAUAGGCAGAGAUAUUCAUGAGCUUAAGCUACAUUAUCUAUGUAUCUCUGGUAUCUAAUGAAUCUACAGUGACUUAUAAAGUUACAUAGCUCCGGUAUCCUCAUAGCUUACAAAGCUACAUAGCUCUGGUAUCUACAUAGCUACAAAGCUACAUGACUUCUGUAUCUGCAUAGCUCUGAAGCUACAUAACUCCUGUAUCUGCAUAGCUAUAUAGCUUCAGUUCCUACAUAUUUGCAAAGCUACCCAGCUCUGGAAUCUACACAGCUACUUAGCUACAUAGCUCCUAUAUCAACAUAGCGAAAUAGCUUCAGUAUCAACAUAGCUACGAGACAACAUAGCUCUGGUAUCUGCAUAUCUACAUAGCUCUGGUAUCAACAUAGCAUAUGUAGCUACGUAGCACUGCUAUCUACAUAGCUUGUGAAGCUACUUAGCUCCAGUAUUGACAUAUUCUACAAAGCUACAUAGCUCUAGUAUUUACGUAGCUCCUGUAUCUUUAUUACUUACACAGGUAAUGGAGCUACGUAAUCCUUGUUUGCUGUGUUAGAAGGUUUUCAUGGAGGUCAAGCUUUUAUUUCUGUAAGCAGACCGUUUAUUCGGCUUUAUCAAGCAUUCAGUAAUUAGGUUUCCCAGGUCAGUAUUUUCACUUUUAACUUUUUUGUCCUUACUGUUACCUUAACCCUUAGCCUAGUCGAAUCAAAAGUUUAAUCUGAUUUUAUUUUGAAAGUUUUAGCUUGUAUUUUUGUUUGGACAGAUGCUGUGUCUCAUGGUAAUGGUUUGCAAGAGGGGGCCUCUGAGAGCCAUGGUAUCCCCAGUUAGCAUGGAGGACAAUUUUACUCCUCGACUGGCUGUCUUGGCAAAUCUGGCAAAUUAAACAUGUGUAGUGUGGGGCCAGCUUGACAUGUAAGCAACUUUUUUCCUGAGAAACACCAAAGCGCUGUUUGUUAUGAGGCAUCCUUUAAAGAAGGAAUGCAAAACAAAUUUGUCUCUGGAAAGUUUUUAAUAGAAAUAAUAAGUAAGGAUGGCUGUAUGUAUGAUUUAGCAAAAAGUAAAAGAACAAAAUACAAAACCUAUAAUCCUUCGAUCUGCACUUUGCAUUUAAAACACUUGAGUACUUACAGUAAUAUACAACAUCCUGAAGUACCUUAUAUAUGACUGUUUCCGUCUUACCUGUGAAUGAAAUGUACCCUGAAUAAGCAUCCAAAAUCAGGUAGCGUGAGAUCAAUCAUUAUUAACAGUUUUAAUUUCAUCACUGCUGCUUCACAUGAGGUUAAUCUUUUUGCUUGGAUCAGUUUUUCUGAAUGCCUUAGGUGAUCAACGGACCGACAUGCUGUCUGCUCUGUUGAAGCCAAAGUAUCACAAAGAUGUUGCCUUCAAUCGAUGAGUGCCAAUAUUUCCUGACAUGUUUGUGUGAAACAGUUUGGUCUUAAUUACACAUCAAGUUCUUUAAGGGAAUUUACUGUUUGCUGUUUAUUUUGACUUUAAUUUAGUUUGGGCCUCUCUUUAUUGUUUUUUAAUUGAAUCGCUUCUUUAUUGUUAAUUUAUAAGAUUAUGUUUGUUGUAUAUUCUUCUUCUCUUUUUGCUGUAACGGGCCACAGCUGGGAUGUAAAUAUAUUCUCUGCACUAUUUUCUUCCUCAUACAAAAGACAAUAAGAGCACAGAUUUAUUUUGUAUUUAAGCUUUUUUAUUUCUGUGUUUAAAGAGGAUUCCUGGGAGGAGAAAUGAUUGGUGCCUUUUUUGAGUCCACACAACAGUGUUUAAUGAGGCGACUGCCUCGUCCUGCUGCUAUCAGUCAUGACGUUACAUCUGCAUUUUGUUGUGUGCAUCCGCUGCUACAGUAAAGAUUUCAC
Molecule: messenger RNA, 5540 nt
Organism: Cheilinus undulatus (humphead wrasse)
Lineage: Eukaryota; Metazoa; Chordata; Actinopteri; Labriformes; Labridae
Product: transcription factor IIIB 90 kDa subunit-like
Exons: 19
Coding region: 242-2326 (694 amino acids)
Biological process (GO): transcription preinitiation complex assembly; DNA-templated transcription initiation; transcription by RNA polymerase III
Cellular component (GO): transcription preinitiation complex; transcription factor TFIIIB complex; nucleus
Molecular function (GO): TBP-class protein binding; RNA polymerase III general transcription initiation factor activity; RNA polymerase III type 3 promoter sequence-specific DNA binding
Source: RefSeq, a predicted model, not a curated record